Endocarpon pusillum Z07020 is the source of this 2343-nucleotide messenger RNA. RefSeq lists its product as uncharacterized. Gene Ontology annotation, molecular function: pseudouridylate synthase activity. The coding region runs from base 1 to 2343 and encodes 780 amino acids. NCBI's taxonomy places the organism in Eukaryota, Fungi, Ascomycota, Eurotiomycetes, Verrucariales, Verrucariaceae. The transcript has 4 exons. The record is from RefSeq and is a predicted model, not a curated record.
AUGCCUCCACUGUCAAGAGGGCUGCGUAGAGCUGCCAGCUUAUCCCUCAGGUCACCACGUCAAAAGUUCGGCUCGCGCAGUGACUUCUUCAGGGUAUCCGAAGAAGUGCAAGAUGCUCUUCAGCAUGGCAAGCCAGUGGUAGCGCUCGAAACGACGAUCUACACACAUGGCUUUCCUUAUCCAGAGAACGUUGCGCUAUCCUCCCAUCUCGAAUCUUUGGUCCGUGUCAAUGGCGGAGUACCCGCCACGAUUGGAGUCCUUAACGGCGUCGCUCGGGUUGGCAUGCAGGCGGAAGAAUUGAUCGAGCUGGUUUCCAGCGCAGGAAGGGCAGAUACGUUGAAAGUCUCACGAAGAGACUUGGGAUAUGUUACUGGGUUGGGCCUUGCAGGCACAAAGCUCAACGGAGGGACAACGAUCGCGGCUACGAUGAUUUUGGCGCAUCUCGCGGGCAUAAAGAUCUUUGCUACGGGUGGUCUUGGAGGUGUCCAUCAAGGCGGCGAGAACUCGCUGGACAUAUCUGCUGAUUUGACCGAGCUGGGACGAACACCUAUUGCUGUGAUUAGUGCUGGCUGCAAAAGCUUUCUGGACCUUCCACGAACACUGGAGUAUUUAGAGACGCAGGGAGUCGGAAUUAGUACAUUUGCAGAUGGCCGCGCCGGAUCAGUUGACUUGCCCGCGUUCUACGUCAGAGAUAGUGGUAUCAAGAGCCCAAGAACCAUCAAGGAUGAAAAAGAAGCGGCUGCAAUUGUCUAUACGCAGUCAAGAUUUCCGGUACAAUCAGGUCUCUGGUUUGCUGGCCCAGUGUCUGCGAAAGACUCCUUGACGAAGAAGGAAGUGGAUGCUUGGGUCAAAGUAGCGGUGGAUGAGGCAGCCAGUAAAGGGAUAUACGGAGCAGCAAAUACACCUUAUAUACUGGACAAGAUCAAACAACUCAGUGGUGGCAGAUCUGUUACUGCAAAUAGGGCAGGCAUUUCGGCGAAUGUGGUUAGAGGGACGAAAGUUGCGGUUGAACUGGCGAAGCUGGAGCUCAGAGAAAAAGGUGUCCUCGAGCGACGUGCUAUUGGCAUUGAUACUGCUUCUUCGUUCAUUCCUGAACCAGCAAAAUUCGAAAGACCCCGUGUACACUCUCCAACGGCCGUUGCUUUCCCUGACAGCAGUCAAUACGAUGUGCUUGUAGCAGGAGCUUUAGCUGCUGACCUGAGUUGUGAUUAUGCUCCGCUGGAAGGCUUUGCAAACUCGGUGAAACCUCUGCCUCACACGUCCAACCCAGCAAUUUUCUUACGAAGCGUUGGUGGCGUCGGCCACAAUGUUGCUCUCGCAGCACACUACGCAGGCGCUUCGACAUUGCUUUGCAGUGCGGUGGGAGAUGAUAUCACAGGUCGUGCGCUUGUUGAGCAGGUAAGGACGAGUGAUCUCCCAUCCGUGGGGAUACAAGUGCUUCACCUGGCCCCAGACGCCCGGACGGCACAGUAUGUUGCAGUGAACGAUACCAACAAGGAGCUUGUGAUAGCAAUGGCAGACAUGUCCAUAUUGUCUUGUCCGCUUCUCGACUCGAAGGCCCAUUGGGAACAGAUCAUGACUCGGCAUCGACCGCGAUGGGUUAUUAUUGACGGAAAUUGGUCUAGCUCAAUCAUCUCGCAUAUCCGUGCGGCCGCAAGGUCCAUUGACGCUUGCAUCGCAUUCGAGCCCGUAUCUGCGCAAAAAUCGUCCCGACUGAGCAAGCUGAUCAAACCAGAUGACGUGAUCCCAGAUCACUUCGUUGACCUCGUAACGCCAAACGUCCUCGAGCUCCAGACAAUGUACCACACCGCACGGGAUGCUUUGCUCUUUGAGUCUGAAUCCUGGUGGUCAAUCAUCAAUGCCCUAAAUCUUCCAAGUGGUGGUUCGAGGGAGCUGUUCAUCCAAUUGACUGAUUCGCAGCUGGUAGAUCAAGGAAUACCGCAACAGUGCUUGCAGCUUCUUCCGUACAUGUGGACCAUUGUCACGAAACUGGGUGCUCAAGGAUGUCUGCUGUCGCAACUGUUGCCGCCAGGAGACCCAAGAUUACGAGAUCCAGACUAUGCGCCAUAUAUUUUGGGGCGAGCUUGUGAAGAGGAAAGGACAGUGGGAGGAGUCUAUAUGAGACUGUUCCCACCAGCGGAGCUUGUGAAGUCAGAGGACGUGGUCAGUGUGAAUGGUGUUGGCGACACUCUGCUUGGGGUGUUGGUAGCUGCUCUAGUCAAGAAUGGGGCAGGGGCUCGCAUAGAAGACGCGUUGAUGAUGGCCCAGCAAGCAGCCGUCAAAUCGCUGAAGACUAGUAAAGCAGUCAGUGAGGGGGUCAAGGGCAUUCUCGAUCAAUCGUGA